This is a messenger RNA of Dictyostelium purpureum, 675 nucleotides long. RefSeq lists its product as uncharacterized. The transcript has 3 exons. NCBI's taxonomy places the organism in Eukaryota, Evosea, Eumycetozoa, Dictyosteliales, Dictyosteliaceae. The record is from RefSeq and is a predicted model, not a curated record. The coding region runs from base 1 to 675 and encodes 224 amino acids.
AUGGCUGUUUUAUGCUCCAUAUGCUCAACGAAUGAAUCCAAAUAUGUUUGUCCUAAAUGUAGAAUAGUCAAAUAUUGCUCAGUCAAUUGCUUCACAAAACAUAAAGAACAAUCGCAUCCAGAAAAUAGCGCACCAAAAACAACAAAAACAACAAAUAAUAGAGUGAAUACAUCUGAUGAUAAUAAUAAUAAUAAUAAUAACACUACUAAUCAUAAUGAAAUUGUAAAUAGAACAGAUGAAGAGCUUUACAAUAGUGAUAAUAGUAGUAGUGAAAGUGAUAAUAGUGUGGAAAGCUCAUCAGAAAAUGAAACAGACAAUGAAAGUGAUAGCGAAAUGGAAAUAGAACAACCACCACCACCACAAAAAAAACCAAUAAAUGAACCCAAAGAUAGCAAAUUUACAGAGAGUUUAGAUUACUUUAAAAAAGUUUCAGACGAACAAUUUGAAAAACUAUCAAAUUCCAAAUAUAUAAAUAGUGUUAUUACACAUAAACAACUAAAAUCAUUAAUAUUAGAAGUUGAUGAACAACCAAAUGAUUUCGAUAGAAUUAGAUUACUUCAAGAAUAUAGGAAAAAGAUACCAGAGUUUAAUGAAUUUAUUUUAAAAGUUUUGGCAACUAUAGAUUGUUUAGAUACAUUAACAAUAGAUAAUGAUGGAAAUUUAAUUAAAAAAUAA